This is a messenger RNA of Protobothrops mucrosquamatus (brown spotted pit viper), 657 nucleotides long. RefSeq names its product Tctex1 domain containing 4 (gene DYNLT4). Gene Ontology annotation, biological process: microtubule-based movement. Gene Ontology annotation, molecular function: dynein intermediate chain binding. The record is from RefSeq and is a predicted model, not a curated record. NCBI's taxonomy places the organism in Eukaryota, Metazoa, Chordata, Lepidosauria, Squamata, Viperidae. Gene Ontology annotation, cellular component: cytoplasmic dynein complex; cytoplasm. Bases 1 to 657 code for a protein of 218 amino acids. The transcript has a single exon.
AUGGAUUCAGAAGAUACUGAUUCCACCCAUCCAAAGAGAGGAUCACUGCCUCUCCACCAAAGCUCCCAGCCUUCAGAUAUGGCACCCAGACCAUUACUGUCUCUGCAGAGUAUUGAAGGGAAAGGCCCCUUCCCGCCAUCCCGGAGAAGCUCCAUUAUGAGCAUCCUCAAUGCCCCAUUUUCAAGUAGGAGAAAUUCAUUUGCUGCUGGAGGAAGGCGUCUUUCUAUUGGGCCCUGGAUGCAUUGUGGUCGAGUAAGCUUUUCUGGGCUACCACUCUUUGAACCCAUUCAGGAGACACACUAUGAGAACACCUACAAGAUCCAGCCAGAUAAAGGUUACAGAUUUAAUUCCUCACGCACACAGCAGAUUCUUGAGUCAGUUCUGGCCAGCUACUUUAGUGAUGUCAAAUACAAUCCUGCAAAUAGUGGGCAGUUGGUCCAAAACCUGUCAGAUCUCAUCAGGAGCAGGGUCAAAGAUCUAACCCCACCACGCUACAAACUUGUGUGUAAUGUCUUUCUGGGCCAGCUGGCCAACCAAGGCUUGCACAUUGCUAGUCGGUCCCUCUGGGAUGUGGAGAAUGAUAGCGUUGCUUCAGCCACUUUCACAAAUUCAUCGCUUUUUGCUGUAGUCACAGUACAUGGACUGUAUUAUGAAUGA